Rhopilema esculentum is the source of this 1803-nucleotide messenger RNA. Lineage: Eukaryota; Metazoa; Cnidaria; Scyphozoa; Rhizostomeae; Rhizostomatidae. The record is from RefSeq and is a predicted model, not a curated record.
GCAUGUUAAGAAGCGAAGGAGGACAUCAGUGGAGCGUGGUGGUACCACUGCUGUGACAUUGGAGAAGCCAUAGUUGUGCACAGUGCAAAGGUUUCUUUUGCUGCCCAGCUGAGCUGCAAUUAUCAACAAUUUUGUUGGCCUUUUAGCAUCGCGAUCUUUGCAGAUCUUUCUGGAAUUCAUCAUGGAAAAUGGGUGUAAAUGCGGACCGGGCUACCCGAGCCCACUUGACGCAAUGAAAAAUGGCGCAAGGGAGAAAAUUGUCUACCUCCCGUGCAUUUACAUAAACACGGGGGUAGAUGCUAACGACUAUCUGGCCACUGUUGAUGUUGAUCCAGAUUCGCCAAGCUAUACAAAGGUAAUUCACAGGACUACGAUUCCAGUGAAAGGAGCAGAGCUCCAUCACAGCGGCUGGAACUCAUGCAGCAGGUGCGUUCGCAGCUCUAUAUCUGGGCUUCCCAGUGAGGUUGGGGCUUCCAAGCUUUCUAUCUCCCCCCACCCUCUUCUUGUAAUUCUCAGAAAGUAUGUCUUAAAACUACUUUUAAAUGCUAGGUGGAAAAAAAUACACAGAAUAAUUGUCAAAGCCGAUGAUGUAUUUGAGAAGGCAGGAAUUGGUUGGCCACACACUUCUCAUUGUCUUGCUGAUGGCCAUAUAUUGAUCAGCGGAAUGGGUGACCGGGAAGGAAACGGGAAAGGGGGUUUCUUGCUGCUGGACGGCCAGACGUUCGAUGUGAAAGGUAAAUGGGAAAAAGAUGGUUCCGAAAUUCCAUUUGGCUACGACUUCUGGUAUCAGCCCAGACACAACGUGAUGGUGAGCAGUGAAUGGGGUGCUCCAAGUGCAUUUAUGAAGGGUUUUGACUUAGCAGAUCACAAGGCUGGAAAGUACGGGCAACAUUUGAAUGUUUGGGACUGGAAGGAACACAAGCUCAUACAGCGCAUUGAUCUUGGGGACGAAGGACAGAUUCCUCUGGAAGUUCGGUUUUUGCAUGAUCCAAAUGAAACCCAAGGCUUUGUGGGAUGCGCUCUUAGCAGCACUGUUUUCCGUUUCUUCAAAGCUGAGGAUGGAACAUGGAAGGCAGAAAAAGUUAUCGAGGUGCCACCGAAAAAGGUAGAGGGCUGGGCACUACCAAAUAUGCCAGGUCUUAUCACAGAUAUUUUGAUCUCGUUGGAUGACAAAUACCUGUACUUUAGCAACUGGCUGCAUGGAGAUGUUCGUCAGUAUGAUAUCACUGACCCAAAGAAGCCAAAACUUGUUGGCCAGUUAUUCCUUGGUGGAAGCGUGAUAAAAGGUGGACCAGUCAAAGUCACAGAGGACAAAGAGCUGAAGGAGCAACCCCCGGCACUGAUCAUGAACGAGAAAAAGGUUGAGGGUGGACCUCAAAUGUUGCAGCUGAGCUUGGACGGGAAACGCCUCUAUUUAACAACGUCAUUGAUCAGCUGCUGGGAUAAGCAGUUCUACCCUGACAUGCUCAAGAACGGAUCUGUUAUGAUGCAAAUAGAUGUUGACAAUGUCAAUGGUGGCCUAACCCUGAACAAAAAAUUCUUUGUCGAUUUUGGCCUGGAACCGAGUGGCCCUGCUUUGGCGCAUGAAAUACGCUACCCUGGAGGAGAUUGCACAUCGGACAUUUGGCUUUGAAUGACAUAAUCACUUAUGUGCUGUGACGUCGCAAUACCCGAGUCGCAAUAAUCACCGUUAACAGUUUAUUUAGCCAUACUGCAUUCACCAGAUGUUCAUUUAUUUCAGAAUUGCAUUAACAGUAAUAAUCUAGUCGUGCCAUGACUGUUCAGCAUUGUAAUCAAAAUGUU